Molecule: messenger RNA, 578 nt
Organism: Hyaloscypha bicolor E
Lineage: Eukaryota; Fungi; Ascomycota; Leotiomycetes; Helotiales; Hyaloscyphaceae
Exons: 4
Coding region: 45-578 (177 amino acids)
Source: RefSeq, a predicted model, not a curated record
ACGAACUUAGGCACAAACAACCCCACUUUAAUGGACAUCGCGAAAUGCGGACUCCCCGUGCAGCCGGUUUCAUUGCGUCCUUCAAGGUUACGCCUCUUGAAAUAUUCCGCGUGAACAAAGGCCCUAGCAUUUUUCUCAGAGAAUGGGCUGCUUUUCCACCCCAGCGAUUCACCAUCUUCGAUCUACAUACAUACGAGGGAAAGGUGCUCCCCAAGGCCCUAAAUAAAGCUACCUACCAAUUGCCGAAUGGUGCCUCGAUGCGCCCGAACGGGCGGUAUCAACAAGCCUUAGUCCGACGGCUGGCGGGAAGGGAUUGGAUUGUUUAUUCUAUACCUAAAGAUACACCCCUUCCCGAGGAAUUGAUCUUGGUCCAUGAGCAUACAGAUCACUACUCUAUGCAACCAGCUAUCGAGAUGAGUCUUGAAGAUCUUAACCAGCAAGUAACACAGUUCCUGCAGACAAAUGGAACUCUUUAUACCACGGAGCAUUGGCUCUCAACAUAUAAGCUACCCUCUUGGUCUACUAAAAAGGCGUACGGCUCAAGAUCUGUAAUGGAUAACAAUACAUUUAUAGGAUAA